Molecule: messenger RNA, 5062 nt
Organism: Lonchura striata (white-rumped munia)
Lineage: Eukaryota; Metazoa; Chordata; Aves; Passeriformes; Estrildidae
Source: RefSeq, a predicted model, not a curated record
UGAGGGAUCCCGGGAACGGACACAGCCGCGGCACCGAGGGAUCCCGGGAACGGACACAGCCGCGGCACUGAGGGAUCCCGGGAACGGACACAGCCGCGGCACCGAGGGAUCCCGGGCAGGGCGGUGGCGGCCCGGGGACAGCCGGGGCUCGGUGGUGUCCCGGGGCGCGGGGUCGGCACGCACAGCCGGCACUGCCCACAGCACUCGGGAGCGCCGGGGCGGCGCCAAGGGCGGCUUCCCCCUGUAACAGCGGCGCGCCUGCCUGCUUGUUGCUCGCUCAGCAGUGUUCCUGCUUUCAGUCCCGACACUUUGAGGAGGAUGGAAAGCCUGUGCUGCCGGUGGAUGGAUCUGUUCACCGGUAUAUGCCAGAGCCGGGGGCAGAGGAAUUCUGCCAGAUUCUUGUGGAGAACCAGUUACAUCCACUAAUGCAUAUGAUGUGCCUUCUGGGAUAUUGAGGUGAUCACGAAAGAAACAACCAAAAAAUAAUGGAGAAAUUACCCAGACUUUCAGCGGGGUCCUUUCAAGGAAUCCAACACUCCUCUCCUCCUCCUGACAAGGUAUGAUGCCAAUGUAAGAUUAAUCCACACUUGUAGUUCCUCCUGAAUCUUUAUUGGAUAACACUCGACAAAGAACUGGAGAAGAGUUUCUGCAACCCUCCUGAAAGUAUUUUAAAUAAGCAACAAUAUCUUCUCCAUUUGUUAACACCCCAAACACCUGAAUCACCUUCAUUAGCUGAAGCAGCAGUGGAUAUCCUCGUAAUUAAGGAACUUUAAUUUCCCUGGUCAUCUGAGCCAUUUUCAGCAGCUUCCAGGGAACAGCAGCAAACUUUUCAACCAGUUUUUAUUUACCAUGUGCAAUGUUGUAUUGCAACCUUGCAGUGUGCUCCAUACUGAAUUUAUGUUUUUCCAUAAAAGCUGAAUGGUUUAAUAAAAAGUUCAUAGUUUUGUUGCGAGCUCUGCCUUCCAGCUGCCUUGUAUUUUGUCUUUCUGCCUCCUUGCAGUGCCUGACAUUCUACUCCCUGUGUCCUUGCUCUCAAGCACCCCAUGUUUCCCAUCUUGCUCAGGCUGGAUGUCUCCACUGCUGGCUUUGACCUGCAGAGGCAAUUUUGUCUCCCUAGAUUGAACCCCCACUUUCUUCACUCUUCCUUGACUUCAGGUCCUUUCAUUGACCUUUCAGAUUUGCUUGCCAGGGGAGCGUGGAAGCUGUGUAAGUAAGCAGCAGCACACACAUGGCCACUGGCUGCCCACCCCUGCUACACACCUAGCAGCUGAAUAGAAACCAGGUGCAAAUGGGAGUUUAUUACAUAGUUCUUAGGCUUUGGUUUUUGUUUUUUAUUUUCAAAUAUUCCUUCCUUCCAAACUUUUAUUUCUCAAAAUCAAAACCAUUUGUGAUGAAUUUACAGAUAAGCAGCAUAGUACCACAGGAUACAGUGGAAGAAUUAUGAAGAGAAGUAAUAAACUGAAAGUAAAUUUCAACUUUGUAGAAAAUAUUCCUGUUUAAGGAUUUAAGUGUUCAAAAAUCAUGCUCAUUUUCUGCUCCAUCUCCACCUUCCCCCUUCCAGGUAAGCUCCACGUCCAUCUCACGUGUCCAGUGCUGCCACAAGCUAAUAAAGAUUCCUGUAGCUCUCUGCUGCCAAGAUGUCCAAUAACACACUGUUGUGUUUGUGCCUGGAACCCAGGUCCCUUUUGCAUGCCCCUGAUACCCUCAAGCAAAAGGAAUUUCAUUGGUUCAUCCCUGGAGGCUUCCCAUGUCCUGAGGGGAGCUCGUGUGUUGGCAAGGAGAGAAACUGAUGGCUAUUACUACCUGGGCCACAUUGUCCAGGAGGUGAAGGGCUCCAGGGAAGGCUUUUUAGUUGAGUUUGACCAAAGUUGUGUUCCGAAGGGCAAGGUCCAGCGUGGCCGGCAGGAAACGCCUCUCUAUGACAUUCUGCACUAUGAAGACGCCCGGCAACAGCCUCUUGCUCCAGGGGACAGAGUCUUGGCACCAUGGGAGGCUUCAGCCAAACGUUUUGGCCCUGGCACUGUGCUAAGGAUUGUGGAGAACACAGAAGCAUCUUUAGCACACAGUCAAAGGGGAAUGCUUGUGAAUUUCUGGAAUGGGCAGACUAAGGAGGUGUCUUCUGCCCAAGCUCUGCGGAUUCCCCUACCCCUAAGCGAUCGCAUCAUCCUGGAGCUGCAGAUGCCUUUAGCAGCCAGGCAGAUGGUGGUAGAAUCAAGCUUGGAUUACCCAUACCUUGUGGCACCAGGUUAUAGAGCCUCAGGGCACUACAGACAGGGUCACCUGGGCCUGGAUUUCUUCCCAGAGGCUCUGUAUUCCACUCAUCCCUGUGCAGAGUGCAGCUGGGGGUGUACCUCACUUCCCCAGUGCUGCCUUGGAGCCUGGGAAUCCACACGGUCUGCAGAGUGCCAAGUGCAGCAGGAAAACGCCUUCAUCCCAGGAGCAAGCCUGACUGAAGGAAAGCUCAACAAGAAAAUAGAACAGCAACUGUCUGAAUUGAGGAUUGCAUCUUCAGAAAGGGUUUCCAGAGAGGAAGAGAAAAAGGAAGAGAAGCGAUUGGAGACAGACAACGUUCCAGAAGAUGUUAGGUCUUGUUUGGAAGAGGACUGCAAGGUUAUAGAAACUGAGAAGGGCCCUCAGACGGAGAUGGUUCAUGCUGUGGUUGAUGCUGCUGUCAACACAGACAGCUGGUUAAUGGAGACAGAUCACAAGGAAGAAGCAGAGAGCAGACAGCAGGAUGCUGAAACUGAAGCUGAUUUUGAACAUGAGCAUGGCCUUUUUGAGUCCAGAGUGGCAGAAGCUCCAGUCCAGCAUUCCCAGAGGAGCCCUUCCCUGGGAAGCAGUGCUUUGGCUCCUUUCCAGUGCCAGAGCUUCUUUGCCCAAGUGAAUCAGUCACUGGAGAAAGACAGCCUGACCAUCAGAUCAGCCUUUCGUGUGCAGAGACCACACAGUUCACGCCUGCUGGCUGGGAGAGCCACACAUCUCCCAAACCUUCUAAAAGACAAAAGCAUCACAAAAUCAAUCCUUAGUGGUGCAUCUCAGAAAGAGUGGAAAGAGCUGAACUUCAGCAGAGCCAAGGUUGAGCACAAAAGGUGGCAAGAGGAACAGAGGCUGAAGAGGGAGCAGCAGCAAUAUGCAGAUAGCACCCGGCGCCAGCUACGCAGGGACAGCCAGAGGCAGCGAUUGCAUCAGAGAACAUUGCAAGGGCUGGAGAAACAGCUGGAGUGCAAAGAGAGAGCUUUGCAGCACAUGACACUGCUCCAGGCUGCUGGGGCUGAGAGGAGCAGGAAGGAAUCUGCCUUUCGAGAGGAGGAGGAGAGGAAGGCAAGGCAGAGGCAUCAGUUCUUACAGACAUGGCGUUUGCAGAGAGAGGAGUUCCAGGCAGAAAGCAACAAACAGAGCUGUGAACAAGAGAAAGAAAGGCUGGAGUUGCUGAGGAGCAGAAGACAGUCACGGCAGGAAGUGCUGGAACAAGAAUCCCAGGAGCAGGACAAACAGCAAAUCCAGCACCAGGCUGCCAAAGUGAGAGUGUUCCAGAGGAGAGAGAGUUCUCAUCUGAAGAUGGACAAAGGCCAGAAACUCUGUGCCCUCCAGCAGUACCUCAGGGAACAGAGCCUCCUGCUGCUCCAGGCAUCCCUGCUCACAUAAGGAAGCUGCAGGGUGGGUGAGCAGGGCCUGGAGCAGUUCACAGACCUGCUCUGUCGGGUCAGCUGUGCAGAGCAGAGUGGUGACAGGUGGCAUCAGGAUUCCUGGAGAGGCCUCUAAUCUCCUUUAACUGCAGCCAGAGUGCACUUCCACUACUCUGUCCUUCACCUGCCUCUCUUCCUGGGGUCAUGGCUUCCCCUUCCCCUGAGAGGGAGCAGCAGGGCAAUCUAGAGGCACUUUCCUGCAUCAGAAAGGAGGGGUUUUCUAGUGCAUUGCUCUAUGGUGAGUGGACAUGCCAAAGGAGAGGAGGAGGCUAAGCUUGUCAGAUCCUGAAGUGCUCCCUCUUCCUCAUCACCUGAGGUACAAAAUUCCCUGCCCCUGUCCGCAUUGGCCGUAAUGCAGCGUCAGACUGCAUUCCUCCAGGGAUAAUGGAGAGGCUAUGCCUUCAGUUUUUCCCUAAAAAGACAAAGUUAAGACUCUCAUCCAGAUGUUUGCAAACUACUCUGAGACCUUCAUAGCUAAUAUGGGUAUUUUAAAACUUUAAGGUCCAUAAUAUAUGUGCAUGAGCCAUCCUGAGAUUUUUACUUAAAAGAAAAAAAAAAAAGGGAAAAGAAAAGAUGAACUAAAAUAGAAGGUGAAGGCUUUAACAAACAAAAUGUCAGACUUAAGGUCUGAAAAAAAUGUAACUUGCUUCAGAUUAUGGAAGCUACAUGUGAGGCACAGUUUAGCAUUUUAGACACAAAAUUCCUUCAUUUGGAACAGUUUCCACUCUGCUGAGUGUCUGGAAAAGUUGUCUGGAAUUUGCUCAACAAGAACAUGGAUGGUUGUGCCCCAGACCUGGCACACACCUGCUGAGGGAAUGUGAGUGCUGGUGGCACAUGGAGAUUUUCUUUAGGGUAAUGUUUGGAGGGGUUGCUUGCUCCUGUUUUUGUUUGAGUUCCCUUUUACAUAAAAUCUUGUGCUGGUUAGGAUGAUGCUCUGCCUGCUUAUAACUCUAAUUAGACUUAAAGAAACAAGCCUAAAACUUACAAGGUGUUAAACUCUAAUCCUGCUUUUAUCCUUAUGCACUUGGAAAUGGAAUAUGCAGUGAUUAAAGGAAAGUAGUUUAAUGAAAUAUACUAAGCUGAAUUGAAACUUAUUUUUCAGACUUCAUUUAUAUGCUAUUAAUCAUUACUUUAUAAUCACCAUAAAACAGCAGAUUGUCUGCUUAUGCACUUUCUCUUCAUUGCUUAACCACCUGGGAACAGACCACUGCAGAGAACCUGCUCUACUGCUGUUUCACACAGGGUAGGUCUGGGAAUAUACUCAGUACCACACUAUUUCCAAUCAUUCAUGGACUGUAUUUCUCAAUAUUAAAAUGAAGCCAUAAAAUGAUUUUAAUACUGCUAUUAAAGCAAUUGACUGUAAAUGCUACGUGUAA